Molecule: messenger RNA, 2273 nt
Organism: Glossina fuscipes
Lineage: Eukaryota; Metazoa; Arthropoda; Insecta; Diptera; Glossinidae
Product: oocyte zinc finger protein XlCOF6-like
Exons: 8
Coding region: 155-2257 (700 amino acids)
Biological process (GO): regulation of transcription by RNA polymerase II
Cellular component (GO): nucleus
Molecular function (GO): DNA-binding transcription factor activity, RNA polymerase II-specific; zinc ion binding; RNA polymerase II transcription regulatory region sequence-specific DNA binding
Source: RefSeq, a predicted model, not a curated record
AGGCAAAGAGAAUUUUUUUUUUUAUAAAUGCCAUUUAGCAAAGAAGUUUGUUUCGAUAAGCGAAAGAUCUUACGAGAAUUUAUAAUUAUGUAAAAUUAAAUUAAAUUAAAAAAAAAUUAAAAAUAAUGAAAAUUAGCGAAGAAAGGCAAAAACUAUGGAAACUUGUCGUACCUGUGCCAAGUGUGAUUUUGAUAAUGAAAGCCAAUGGAUGGAUUUAUUCAACCCGCAAUAUAGGCAAACGGAAAUAGAAUCGAUUCGCAUUGAGUUCAAUAUAUGGAAAUUGAAGAUUUCACCUAAUGAUGGCUUGCCGCAGAAAAUUUGUCACGAUUGUUUUAAUAAAUUCCUUACAAUAUCUUCAUUUCGUUUACAAUGCUCGGAGGCUCAAGUUAAGCUAAAUAAUAUUUUCGAUAAAAUCGAUAAUCAAAGCAUAAAAGACGAUGAAAAUUUUGAUAAUUUUACUACCGAACGAGAAAAUAAUGAGUGCACAGUUAAUACGACUGCUGUUGGUGUCAUUGUCCAUCAAUCAACAAGAAUUAAAAAUCACACCGAAAUUAAAACCAACGAAAAUAAUGCAAAAAAUACGAUUUCUGCCAACGUUUCAAAGAAAACCAUAAAAACCUAUACAACACGCACUGCCGUUAUAAAAACCCACAACCAAAAUUCCUCUGAAAUUAUUAAUAACAAUAACAGUAAUAGCAAUAAUAAUAUAAUAAUACCUACAAUCUUUGUGAAUAAUGCGAACAAUAGGAAAAGCGUUCAUAUCGAUGAUACGAACGAUUUGAGUGACAAUGGAAUUAUCGAAGAGUUUCAUGAUGCAGUGAAAUCCGUUAACUGGAAUACGAAUGAAAGUAAAAUUUAUACUAAUAAUGUCAACUCAAAUAACGAUAAGAAGAAGAAGAAGAGCUCUUCUAGUCAUCACAACGAAAAUGACUUGACAAACGAUAACAUAAGCAUAACGUUUGAAUGUAAAUACUGUUAUAAGUCUCGUCAUCGGCCAGUUGAAAUGUUUCACACUCAACGGGAUUUAUUAACGCAUAUAACUGUCUAUCAUAAUUCUGAGAAUCCCUAUAAUUGUCCAUUUUGUGAGAUGGGUUUUCAAGAUGCCGCCUCAAGGACAAUGCAUCUGAAAGAUCAACAUUGCCAGAAAAUGUUUACCUGUGAAACGUGCGGUAAAAAGUACGCCGAUCGUUUUAAUUUACGUAAUCACAUUGAAAAAUAUCAUACAGAGAUCGAUUAUGAUUGCACGCUCUGUCAGAAGAGUUUUCUAUCGCGUAAAAGUCUCAAUUAUCACAUGAAAUGGCAUAAACCUGAAUAUCAAUUAAAAUGCACUUAUUGUGAACGUUUGUUCAUCAAUCAGCGACAUUUGAAAUGUCACGAAGAGACUCACACGGGUUUAAGAAAUCAGGAAGUCUGCUCAUUUUGCGGUAAAUGUUUCAUUCAUCUGAAAACAUUACGCUGGCAUAUCUAUCGUCAACAUGAUGGUGAAAAACCAUAUAAAUGCGGCAACUGUUCAGAGGUAUUUGCUUCCUAUGCCAAAAAGCGUUUACACAUGCUGGACUAUCAUUUAGAUAAUUUAACAGUGUUGGAGAAAACUGAGUGCAUGUUGUGCCAUAAGAGAUAUGAAAAUGAAAUUGAUUUGAAAAAGCAUAUGCUCGAAGACCAUAACGAAGAGAAGUGUACCAUUAAAAUUUCGAAUAACAAACGAGUGAUAAUGAAUAAAAAACAAAAGCAAUUUAGCGGAUUAUUUCAAUGUGAAGUUUGUGAUAAACGUUUUAAUAUGAAAUCAGCUUUAGAACGACAUCAGGCAGUUCAUUCGAUCGAAGGAAGACCUCAUGCUUGUCCUCAAUGUCCGAAACGUUUUAAACGCUCGCAAGAUAUGAACUGGCAUUUAAAAACUCAUUCUGAAGAGAAACCCAAUAUAUGUGAUGUUUGCGGUAAAGGUUUUGCUUUAAAGUAUGUCUUAACUCAACAUCGUAGAAGUCACGAAGUUUUGGAAAAGAAUUUCAGUUGCACAAUAUGUGGACGUUCAUAUUUAUUUGAAAAAUCGUUGAGAUUGCAUGAGCGGAUACAUACUGGAAAAACUUACUACAAAUGCGAUCUGUGCAAUGCCAAUUUUGUGACUCAUAUCAAAUUUAAAUGGCACAUGAGCAAAAUGCAUGAUGCAGAAGAAAUAUCCGCUACUGCUAAUAUAAAUUUCAAUACGAAUUAUGAAAAAGGGCUACCGCUGGAUGACUUAGUUAAUUUUGUGAUUCCUUAAAAAGAAAGAAUAUUUA